Dermacentor albipictus is the source of this 1344-nucleotide messenger RNA. RefSeq names its product U-limacoditoxin(8)-Dv66-like. The record is from RefSeq and is a predicted model, not a curated record. NCBI's taxonomy places the organism in Eukaryota, Metazoa, Arthropoda, Arachnida, Ixodida, Ixodidae. Gene Ontology annotation, molecular function: diuretic hormone activity; G protein-coupled receptor binding. Gene Ontology annotation, biological process: body fluid secretion.
AGAGCAUGCAGUGAGCCGUGUGUUAGCGCUAACAGCAUCUUUUCCUAAGUGCCCGCAGAUCUUAUUCUAAACUCAGUGCGCAGCGCAGAGGAGACCACGGAAUGAGCACCCGGCCGGGACAGACAGCAACGGUAAUGAGGAUGCAACUUGGUCUGCCCGGAGCAACAUGGAUUCUCAUCCUGGCUGUGGCGGCGAUCGCUGCGUCCUCUCCAGCUCGGCCGAGGCCCAAGCGUGAUGUGUACUACGACUCCUCCAUUGACGCCGGCGAGGAGUACCUGCUCGGCCUCCUCCGCAACCGCCUCAGCCACCCUGCCCUGCUCGAUCAACAGAAGCGGGCCGGCGGUCUCCUGGACUUCGGCGUGUCGCGAGGUGCCUCCGGAGCCGAAGCAGCCAAGGCUCGCCUGGGACUCAAGCUGGCCCACGACCCGUACGGACCCGGAAGGCGCUGAAGUCGAAGCUCGUAACUUGCACCCUGUGCGCACACACGACAGAUCCACACGGUGACAUGCGUUGGCGAAGAAGAAAGCGACAAGGUCCGCUGUUGUGCUUCUCGGUUACGCCAGUUCCGCUACGACGGCGUCGCAAGAACUGGCACGCUGAAAUAGGCGCUACGCUGCGAUAACUUACUUAGGCUUAACCACGCUUCCGUGAAGCACUUCGGUGUGGGCGCUACGCUUGUUCCCUUUAUGAGUGUUCGAAAAAGCAUCAGCGAACUUUAAACAUUAAGUUUAAACAUUAAAACAUUAAGUUGCAACUUUCUGCCAUAAUUUAAUCGUAAGUUUUAUCGGACGUGUCCACAAUGAGGUCCCUUUACUAGCUAUGUAGCAUCACUUGCACUGACUCAUCAAGCGGAACUAGAGAGAUUCCAUGUGCUCAGUAGGUUCUUUUCUGUUUCAUGUCAAGGUAGCGACAAGUCGAAAAUAUCGCAGGAUGUCGCUUCCGUUACAGACGCCCGGUGAUGUUAGUUUUGAAAUUGCGUUGUACAUAUGCAUGGCAAUAAAGGCAGUUGGUCUCUUCGCAAAGAGUGUAAGCAGUAGCGAAAACUCUAACGCUGAUCUAAGAAGCCACACUGAUUCGCGCUUUCUCGGUGCUCGACUUGGUUCAUCCGCGAAUUCUAUCUUGGACGCAUUCGAUUCCCGUCGUACCAUUUUCUUUCCGCUUGUGAAGCAAGGACGCAUUCGAUUCCCGUCGUACCAUUUUCUUUCCGCUUGUGAAGCAAGCCUGCUGUUUUCGACGCCUCACAUUGUUCGGUUUGUGUGAAGCGCAUGAACAAAGUAAUGACACGGGGAUGCGCACUGUGUAAUUUAUUUGUACACAAUAAACAAACCCUUCGAGCUUAGUCUA